AUGGAGGCAUUCAACAAACGCUUUGAUAGUAACGUGGACCUUUUCCAGAAGCUUUCCAAGGUACGAGUACGCACAACAGUUCGUGAGCUCAAUGAGCAAUUUCCUGGCGGUAAGACACAUCCAUCUGUUUGUGUUUCAGACAGACUAAGAUCCAUAGGUCCCCACGAAGGCAUGACACUGAAGGAGCUUAAUGGUAUUGAGGAGAGCCUUCGCAGAAUUGAAAAGAAUAUGGCGAUACUCGGAAGUAAGAAAACACACACAUUUACAGGUAUCUCUCCCCCUAUUGACUUCAAACAGAAUUUGCCAAGGAUGAUCUAGAGAAAGACCAUCCAGGUCUUGCGCUGAGAGUCCGAAAUGCUCUCUUUAAGUUGGCGGCCAUCAAGUCUUGGAUCAAAGAAUAUUCAUCGACUGAUCCGGAGACCCCCGACCAAAAUAAGCGUACUGUCAGACGCCAUCCAUUGAGUUUCGAGAAUAUUCCCUCCCGCUCAUGGAAGGACAGUAGCGGACCAAGAAGCGCAACUGGCCCGCCCCAAUUCCGUUUGGCGCAAAUGACCACAGAGGACACGAUCCCUAACCCAGUGGACAGGACCGGACGAGGAACAUCUGGUGAGAGUCAACCCUGGGCACCGCAAGGCUAUUAUGGUGCCGCAAGUUCGUUUGUUUCGCAGGUACCAUACCGUGCAACCCGCGUCCCCGACGACCCCGCAGCAGCAGAAGACACCCCAACUGCAAAGCCAGCAGGUCUUCACAGAUUACUUCGUAGGGCUUCAAAUGCAAGCAACUCGGCUGCUCUUAAUGCAAUGGCUCGAUCGCUUGGUCUUCGUUCCGAGGGAGAUGUAAGUGCUGAGAUGAUCCUAAAUAGCUGA
Molecule: messenger RNA, 866 nt
Organism: Hymenoscyphus albidus
Lineage: Eukaryota; Fungi; Ascomycota; Leotiomycetes; Helotiales; Helotiaceae
Source: the annotation of a GenBank genome assembly